AUGGAAACUAAGAAUCAAACUAUGGUGACUGAAUUCUUUUUUGUGGGAUUUACAGAGCAUCUCCAGCAACAGGUUCUCCUUUUUCUUAUGUUUCUGUUUUUCUAUCUCAUCACUGCCUUUGGGAACCUGGGAAUGAUCAUUCUGAUAUGGAUAGACUCCCAGCUUCACACCCCCAUGUACUUUUUUCUCAGUCAUUUAUCCUUUGUGGAUUUCUGCUCUUCUUCUACUAUUGCCCCAAAGAUGUUGAUUGACUUCUUUAUGGAGAAGAAAAGCAUCUCUUUUCUGGCCUGCUCAGCCCAGAUGUGGUUUUUUGGGCUCUUUGUGGCCACUGAAUGUUUCCUUUUGGCUGCAAUGGCAUAUGAUCGGUACAUGGCAAUCUGUAACCCAUUGCUCUACACAGUUGUCAUGUCCCAGAGUGUCUGUGUACAUCUGGUGGUUGGACCUUAUGCCAUUGGUCUCCUAAGUUCUAUGACACAUACGGUCUUAACUUUCCACUUGCCCUUCUGUGGUCAGAAUGUCAUCAACCAUUUCUUUUGUGAUAUCUCACCCUUGCUCUCUCUUGCAUGUGCUGAUACCCAUCUCAAUAAAUUAAUCCUUUUCAUCAUGGCUGGAGCUGUGGGAGUCUUCAGUGGCCUGACCAUUCUUAUUUCCUACAUUUACAUCCUCAUGGCCAUCCUGAGGAUCCGCUCUGCUGAAGGUAGGUCCAAGGCUUUCUCCACUUGCUCCUCACACCUGACUACUGUCAGCAUCAUGUAUGGGACCCUCUUCUUCAUCUACGUGAGGCCCAGUGCGAGCUUCUCCCUGGACCUUAACAAAGUGGUAUCUGUGUUCUACACAGCAGUGAUCCCCAUGUUGAAUCCCCUUAUCUAUAGCUUGAGGAACAAGGAGGUGAAAAAUGCAUUCAGAAGGAAUCUGGAAAGGAAAAAUUGCCUAUGGGCAAAUAAGAAUGAGAUCUAUUUAUGA
This is a messenger RNA of Antechinus flavipes (yellow-footed antechinus), 963 nucleotides long. Its product is annotated as olfactory receptor 998-like. Gene Ontology annotation, molecular function: G protein-coupled receptor activity; odorant binding; olfactory receptor activity. Gene Ontology annotation, biological process: G protein-coupled receptor signaling pathway; sensory perception of smell. The transcript has a single exon. The record is from RefSeq and is a predicted model, not a curated record. Bases 1 to 963 code for a protein of 320 amino acids. Gene Ontology annotation, cellular component: membrane. Lineage: Eukaryota; Metazoa; Chordata; Mammalia; Dasyuromorphia; Dasyuridae.